Gigantopelta aegis is the source of this 4806-nucleotide messenger RNA. RefSeq lists its product as uncharacterized. The transcript is spliced from 6 exons. The record is from RefSeq and is a predicted model, not a curated record. Bases 125 to 2503 code for a protein of 792 amino acids. NCBI's taxonomy places the organism in Eukaryota, Metazoa, Mollusca, Gastropoda, Neomphalida, Peltospiridae. Gene Ontology annotation, molecular function: protein binding.
GUAACGUGUACAAAUGGCAGCUUGCUGUGGAAAGAUACGUUACACUUUUCUUAAUAGUGCAACGAAGAAACACUAAAUUACAAAAAGUGGUUCAAGCACUUGAUGUGUUAGGAAGACAAUCACCAUGGUUAGCAUACCAGACUGGGCCAAAUUCUCUCGUCUUCAUGACUAUGAGUACUCCAAGUCGCACUCUAAUGACCAACGUAGCCCGUAUUACAAGAAGAGAGAGCAGGAGGCUGUCAGACAAGCUGAGCUGAAUGGUUACUUCAUUGUGCCAACCCAGGACUUCCUCAUUAACAAUUCUGCUUGGAAAAGAGGCAGAGUCAAGAAUAUUAAAUCACUGAGUCUGGUUAAGUUGGAUGGAGUACAUGUCAGGAAAAUUGGAGAUAUUUCAUACUGCAUCAAUUUGAAGAUUUGUAUUUUAAGCAACAAUUUCUUACAAAAGAUUGACGGUCUAGUGUCAUGUCGACAGCUUGUCAAGUUAGAUGUCCAUGGCAACCAGCUUUCAAGUGUGCCAGGAAUAGCAUUUUGGUCAGGCCUGAGAAGUCUGAAAUUUCUGUAUCUCCACGACAACCCACUUGGAAAGUUUGAAACUCUGUACAGUCUGGCUACGUGCCCUCAGUUAAUUGCAUUAACACUGUACGAUACACCACUGAGUAUUAGGAAGAAUUACCGACACCAUGUUGUCAACAGUGUGUGGUCGCUCAAAGCACUGGACAGUUACGUCAUUUCAGAUGAAGAGAUUAUCGAAGAUGCCUUGUUUGAUGGACCGUAUAGCACCAUGCAGCCCCCAUUCAGAAUAGAUUUGUCUAAACCAAGCGUUCAGGAUGCUGUUAGUACAAUUGAACAAGAAAUGGAGUGCCUUCGACAGCUGGAGUCUGAAAUCACCAGGAUCCUGGCCCACUGGUCCCCAAUUCACAUCAUACAGAGAUAUGUGCGUGGUUACUUGUGCAGAAUAAAACACAAGGACAAACUAAAGCAUAAGGCUGCAAAGAGUCCAAAAGAAAUAUUACCUGAUGAUGUUGUACCGCCACCACCAUCAACACCGAGCACUAUUAUGACCUUGAACCUGCAGGACUUUGGCAUUGUGGGAUCAUCAACUGACUAUGAUAUGUAUAUGCAGAACAGAAGGCCCGGCUCAGAUCUUACAGAGUCUUCACACAGGUUGCUAAUGUCUCAGGGCUUGCCAGGAACAUUUUCAGGCAUUGAUGAAGAUACUUUUAAUGCGCAUAAAAUGAAAAAGAACCUCAUCAUCAAUCUUUCCAAACUUCAGAGCUACACCUUGCAGACUCCUCAAGAUGAGAUUACUGCUAUGGAAAGAUUCUUUACAAUGGACUCACAAGACGGAAUGGUCACUGCUAGGUCAAAAGACGAAAGGAGAAAACAAAAGAAACGCAACAAAAAAACGAAACGAAUAAAGGAUGUCAGAGUAUUCUUUGGUCCUGUUGUUCCUAGUGUAAGUCCAGAUGAAUCUGAUCUGCCCAAUGAAGCCAAUAACAAGGAUCCUAAAACUAAUUUUCGACUGCGGGGUCGAAAGCCAAACAUUUUCUUUGUUGAUCCAACAACUGAAAUGAUUUUGGAUCGAAGAGAAAUUGGAAAAGCUAUACGAGAUGCAGAGUAUGAAAAUCACAAUUAUGUGUUAGAGAAAUAUGGUGUUCCUAAACUACCACCCAAGAAAAAAACAACACUAAAUCAAAGACUCUUUUCCAGAGUACACGGAACCAUGGGAAUGUCUUGCUUGUUGGCAGUCCAGAAAGCUUACAAAGAUCGCGAAAAGGCGGAAAAAAGUGCAGCUAAAAUGGAGCACAACUUCAGUAUGCGCCAAGAACGAAAUAGAGCAAAGGAAAGAAUAAACUUCUAUCACGAAGAAAGAAGGAACCAUAUACAGAAAAAGCGUGAUGAGGACAGAGCUCGCAUGUUGGAUGCACUUGAAAAACACGACCUACAGAGACUGAAUUACCUUGACAAGAGGCAGGAGUUCAAAAUCAAGUCAGUAGAUGUCACAAAGACCCUUCAAGCAGACAACACGUUUGUUUCAGAUUUCAGCAACCAGCAUACUUCAGUUUCCAUCGCUCUUCUCCGCCAUGAUAGGCAGACGCGAUCUGAAGAUCAGACGCUGGCCAAAAUUAACUUUGUUCAAAAUCGAAAGCAAAUUGAAACUGAUCAGUUAAAUACUGUCAAGAAAUUUUUAGAGCACAGACAGCUAAUACGUCAGAGUGAAGCAGCUGCUUUGAAGUCAGAUUUAGGAACCAAGAUGCUUCAAGAGGCAAAUGAGAAGAUGAUGGAAGCCAGAGCAAGAGUGGAGAAACUGAAGGCUCGGCAAGCCACAGUGCAAGCAUUCUACUCGCUACCACCUCGUGAAUUAUUACCCUUAGCAAUGCAAAGUUCAGGCAGUAAGAUGCAUAUGGGUUUCAAGACGCUACCUUCAGCACCUCUGACUCAAGCAAAUAGGCCACAUAUAGCUAUGGAAUCAGAAAAAAGACGGCAUACGAUGGUAACAUGAUGCGUCCACAUUUUCAAGCACAAUACUCUGUUUUCGAUUUCAAGUGAAGGGGUGAAUAUGUACAUAAUGAAGUUAAGCAUUUUGUGAGCAUGGUGCCUUUAACUGUGUCUAAUAUUGUCAUUUACUGUUGCAGAUAUGUGUGUGGGUAUGGUAGCAGUGUACUUUUAUCUCCCUUGUGUACCCAGGCACACAAAGAGUUUGCAUGUUGGUUUUGCACAGAUCCAUGUUUGAAGGCUAAUUAUUUGGCAUAGGAAGUAAAUUCUUAAGCUUAGUGAUAGCCAAGGAGUUAUUUUUAAAAAUGACAAUUGGUUUGUAAAUGGUUUAACUAUAAUUAGGCUUGGUAUUCAUACAUCAGGUUUUUCUUGUGACAAAAGUGGGGCGCAAUAAUUUUGGGCAAUUUUCAAACAAGCUGAUUUUGUGAACAAUUUAAUAGCUGAACCUUUAUUCAAAUAAGGGUUUUUGUAAGGUUUGAUGAGCAAAGUUUCCAUAAAUAUAUGUGUGAUAUCUGCCAACUCCCACUUGGGUGUGGUUUGUGUGGGUGUGAACAUGGUAAAAAAAAUGUACCAAAAUCAUGCAGUUUGGACACAUUAUGAUGAAAGUAACAAAUAUUUAACUAAAAAUAUUUAAAAUAAGUCCUCUUUAUAAUUAUGACCCUUUUCAUAAUUUCCGUGAGACUAAAACAUACUGUAGCUUUAUUUUUAAACCAUAGGUGGGCAUUUAGGAUGUCAUGGGCUGGUAUGCAUAAAUCUCAGCUGAAGAUUAACAAAUGUUACCGAUGUAAUCAACAUAGAAUAAAAUGAUUGCUUGUAGAACUAUAUUUGCUCCCGACUAUUGUCUAAUGCCAUGUCUAAUAAUUAUCUGCAAUUCAUGACAAAAUCAUGCGACAUAUAAUUAGUUGCAUCAUUUACAGGACAUGUAAUGGUUUAAAGCUUGUUAACUACUCUUGUUUAUAUAGUUAGCAGGAUAAGAAUUUUGAAAAUAUGUGUGUACCCUUUAAUACAUUUGUAGUAUUUGUUUUGUCCAAGUUUGAUUUCAUAAAAUAUAGAAUAAUCUUCUUUUGUUUUUUAAAGUUGAAGAGAAAUUUCAAACUUGUCAUUUGUCCAAUUAAUGAUUAAGCACACACUGUACCUUGGCAGUCCCUAUUAGUGCUCCACUUAAACAAAAAGCAGAUUCUGCUUCCAAGUCUGCUUUGGAUCUGCCUCAUGCCAGUGAUGGUGUAUCUUAUACCGAUUUUAAACACAGCAUUAACCAAUUUAUCUUUUCAACUUGGCAAGAUGAUUAGAAUGGUGCUUCAUUCUGUCUAGCCAGUCCUGGGAGUGGCACUCCUCCUAUAGGCGGUGCAGGAAAGAUGAAAUGGUCUUGUCAUGCUCCAAUUGGUCGUAGAUAUUGGACACAUUCAGUUAUUUUGGUGGAAGUGCAAUCAUAUUAAGCAAACUAGGAAAGAUAUAUAUAUUUGGUAGGAGCAAUGUGAACUUUUGUUGAAAUUUCUUCGUAAUACUGAAUUUUAUUCUAAAUUUUUAUUUUACCCAUCUGUGAUAUUUGUAUUUUUUGCACAGUUCUUUAGUGUUUUAUUUUAACUCUUUAAUUUUUAUAUUAAUGUUGAUCAUCACUUGACUUACCUUAAUUUGACACUCAAUAGUCAAUGUAUUUUUCAUCAUUCAGUCCAUAUGAAACAGAAUACUUGACAUUAUGUGUUGUUUAUUACUAUCACAAACAUUUAUUGUCUUCUUCCAAAAACAAUAUAUAAAUAAAGUACUUGUUCAAAAUAUCCAUUUACUAUAGGAUAUGCAGGAAUAACUGAAGUAGUAUACACAUACAUCAUUAAAAUGGCAAAAAAAGAAGAGGAACAAGAGGUACCCCUCCCUUCAAAAAGUCAAUGUUUCCUAGACAAACCAAGUGUGCCUAGUUCAAAACUUGGUUGAAAGUAUUCAAAUAAACAAAACUUUAUUGAUAUGAAUUAUUAUAUAUUAGAUCUAAAAACAUUUCUGCAAAAAAUACAGCCUUUCUGUACAGUGUAUAUUUAUUAAAAAACAAAAACAUUUUAAAUAAAAUAAAAAAUAAUAAUAAUAAAGCAUUUAAUUGCCUGUUACGAGUAUUAGAAGAGUUGAAAACAAAAGAUUCCAGUGAAUCGACAUCUGAUGUAACUGCUGCCAUUCCAGCUAUAGCUAGCCGUAUCUGAUCAGAUAUUACAUUAUUGUGCCUUUCUGUGAUAAUACUAAUGUAUAUAUAUAUAUUAUUUAUUAUUUUCAGGAUUUCUUUGUAUACACUUUUGAAGACUUGCUAAUAAAAAUAUUAAAACAAGA